AUGACACUGGCAGGUCUCUUCUAUGUUGCACUUGGGGGGGAAGAUGGAGCUGCUGCAUUCGAGCCUCAGAGGGGCCACUUGAUACAUGAGCCGGCUUAUACGAAGGAUAACUUCGAAGUCGUCGAUCCGGUUGGAGCUGGGGAUACGUUCAUCGCAGGGAUGUUGUACGCGUUGAAUUGUCAUAAAUGGAAUUUGACUCAACGACUCAAAUUCGCGAACCGCGUUGCCGCAAUGAAAGUGUCGCAGGAAGGAUUUUCGGGGCUGGCCCGCGCUUUGCAGCCUGAGAACAUUCACAAUUGA
Penicillium chermesinum is the source of this 300-nucleotide messenger RNA. RefSeq names its product pfkB family kinase. Gene Ontology annotation, molecular function: kinase activity. The transcript is spliced from 2 exons. The coding region runs from base 1 to 300 and encodes 99 amino acids. Lineage: Eukaryota; Fungi; Ascomycota; Eurotiomycetes; Eurotiales; Aspergillaceae. The record is from RefSeq and is a predicted model, not a curated record.